UUUCUUCACCACACACACACUCCCCGAAGCUAUUACUAAAUGGUGAAAACGCGCAAAGUACCCACAGCUGACCACAGAAUGAAAUAGGAAACACAGGUAGGAAAAACAGAGAGCACGAAUAAAACACGAGUCUGUGUGUUGUGAAUCUGAGGCACGGUGAACACCGCUCUGCCCCGUGCGCGCAUUUUCAGCGCCAGAGGAAAACUUCUCCAGUUCAAAGAAGGAAACAACAACGACCAGGGCACGAGACAGUUUUACAACCAGAACCCGCACACAGAUGUGGGCCUGCUUUAGACCAGAGACCUAUUUUCUGUGAGACUGCAUCCACACAGCAUCUGAGAAGAUUUCGGGUUUGAUGCCCCCGGGAUGGGGAACAGCAGCAGUGACAGGUCCAGCGGGGGUCAGGGGGAGAGGUCAUUCAGAGAUGGACAGCAGGGAGGGAAAGAGGCACGUCCCAACAUCCUGAUCGACAGCACAGAGGACGGAGACCUUUUCCAAAGAGAAGAUGCAAAGGCGCCACAGGAAAUACAGGAAUUUCUGGCCUGGCAGCAGGACCUUGAGAGUGACAGCAAAAGUCAAACGCAGGACAGACCAACUGUGUUCAGAUGGCCGGGGGUCGCCAAGGAAGUCUUUGUGUCCGGCUCUUUUAACAACUGGGCCACCAAGAUCCCCCUGAACAAAAGCUCCAGUCAGAAGAACUUUGUGGCUAUUGUGGAUCUGCCGGAGGGAGAGCACCAGUACAAGUUUUGUGUAGACGGUCAGUGGACCUUGGAUCCUACUGGAGCCGUGAUGACGUCUAAAACUGGAACAGUUAAUAAUGUCAUCCAGGUGAAGAACACCGACUUUGAAGUCUUUGAUGCCCUCAGGAUCGACUCGCAGGAUUCUGCAGACAUCUCAGAAUUGUCCAGUUCCCCUCCGGGCCCUUACCAACAGGAUGCAUAUGCGAUCAAGUCAGAAGACAAGCUCAAAAACCCUCCUAUCUUACCUCCCCACCUGCUGCAAGUGCUGCUCAACAAGGACACAGGUAUCUCUUGUGACCCGACGCUGCUUCCAGAGCCCAAUCAUGUGAUGCUCAAUCACCUGUACGCCCUCUCCAUCAAGGAUGGGGUGAUGGUUCUCAGCGCAACACACCGAUACAAAAAGAAGUACGUGACCACUCUUCUCUACAAGCCAGUAUAAUCCACAGAUCCAUGAUCCAGACACUUAUUUUGAAAUAAUAAAACAAAAUGUCAGUUGUUGCACAUA
Messenger RNA from Micropterus salmoides (largemouth bass), 1245 nucleotides. RefSeq names its product protein kinase, AMP-activated, beta 1 non-catalytic subunit, b (gene prkab1b). Gene Ontology annotation, cellular component: nucleotide-activated protein kinase complex; nucleus; cytoplasm. Gene Ontology annotation, biological process: signal transduction. The coding region runs from base 367 to 1179 and encodes 270 amino acids. The record is from RefSeq and is a predicted model, not a curated record. NCBI's taxonomy places the organism in Eukaryota, Metazoa, Chordata, Actinopteri, Centrarchiformes, Centrarchidae. Gene Ontology annotation, molecular function: protein kinase binding. The transcript has 8 exons.